UAAGAACAAGGAAAUAUAUGUAAUAGUAGUUGAUUUUGUUAGCUCUUAUCAAACUUUGGCAUGACCUAACAUCAAAUCCACAUUAAAGAGCCAACAGAAACAUAGUAAUCUAAUAACCUAACAUAUCAUUUCUCACAUUAGGUAUAGGACAAUAUACCAGAAAGAAAAGAAAACAUGAUUGCCUUUUGGUAAUACUGAUGAAAAUGCUUUGACAUUACUACAUUGAUAAUUCUACUUAAACAAAUUGGUUGUCUUAAGCUACAUCAUAUCAAUAACUAACUAAUCACUUUUUUCCACUCUAUAAAUAACAAUGUUAUCCACAACUAGAAGCUAAGAAACAUUGAAUUAAUAGUACUAAUUUGCUUGCAUGGCUUCUAUGGUUACAUUAAUCUUGAUUUUAUUUCUCUUUUUUUCACUAGUUUCAACAGGGAAUUCACUUAGUUAUAAUUACUAUGAAAAGACAUGUCCUGAUGUAGAGUUCAUUAUUGCCAAGACAGUAAAAGCUGCCACUGCUUCGGACAAAACUGUCCCUGCAGCGCUUCUCCGAAUGCACUUCCAUGACUGCUUCAUUCGGGGAUGUGAUGCUUCUGUGCUGCUAAACUCAAAAGGAAGCAACAAAGCAGAAAAAGAUGGACCACCAAAUGUUUCUCUGCAUGGAUUCUUUAUCAUUGAUAAUGCAAAGAAAGCGGUAGAAGCUGCUUGUCCUGGUGUGGUCUCUUGUGCUGAUAUCCUAGCACUAGCAGCAAGAGAUGCUGUAUUUCUGUCUGGAGGUCCAGGUUGGGAUGUUCCUAAAGGAAGAAAAGAUGGAAGAAUAUCCAAGGCCAGUGAAACAAUACAGUUACCAUCACCAAACUUCAACAUAUCACAACUACAGAAGAGCUUCUCUCAAAGAGGUCUCUCAAUGGAAGACUUGGUAGCCUUGUCAGGAGGACAUACCUUAGGUUUCUCUCAUUGUUCAUCCUUCAACAGCAGAAUCCACAACUAUGAUGCUACACAUGAUGUGGACCCUAAAUUAAACCCAUCAUUUGCAUCAAAGCUAAAAUCAAUUUGUCCAAUAAAAAAUCAGUUAAAGAAUGCAGGCAGCACUUUAGAUGCUUCUUCAACUACAUUUGAUAAUACAUAUUACAAGUUGAUCCUCCAAGGGAAGGCUAUAUUUUCUUCUGAUCAAGUUCUUAUUGAUACUCCAAAUACCAAAGAUCUUGUAUCUAAGUUUGCUACCUCACAAGAUGAAUUUUAUAAGGCUUUUGUGAAAUCCAUGAUCAAAAUGAGUAGCAUCAAUGGUGGUCAAGAGAUUAGGAAGGACUGUAGGGUGGUUGGUUAAUUAGGAAGCUUUUCUUGGUUUAAUUCUAGUUGAGCUGUGAUAUUCUGAUUCGUUUCGACAUUCUGUCUUUGGCAAGUUCAAUAAGCUAGAUAGUUUAUAACUUUGAUUGACUUAUAAGUUCCCUUCACCAAAGUAGAGAUGUAGGUGUUGGCUACAUGAGUUUAUCUCAAUAGUUUGUGAAGUAAGUUUUUUGAGAAGCUGUUUCAAUAUAAUUUCUUAGUCUAUAGAA
Molecule: messenger RNA, 1550 nt
Organism: Trifolium pratense (red clover)
Lineage: Eukaryota; Viridiplantae; Streptophyta; Magnoliopsida; Fabales; Fabaceae
Product: peroxidase 64-like
Exons: 4
Coding region: 368-1321 (317 amino acids)
Biological process (GO): response to oxidative stress; hydrogen peroxide catabolic process
Cellular component (GO): plasmodesma; plant-type cell wall
Molecular function (GO): heme binding; peroxidase activity
Source: RefSeq, a predicted model, not a curated record